This is a messenger RNA of Odobenus rosmarus divergens (Pacific walrus), 1280 nucleotides long. RefSeq names its product endo/exonuclease (5'-3'), endonuclease G-like (gene EXOG). The record is from RefSeq and is a predicted model, not a curated record. Gene Ontology annotation, molecular function: single-stranded DNA endonuclease activity; RNA endonuclease activity; nucleic acid binding. The transcript is spliced from 6 exons. Bases 31 to 1137 code for a protein of 368 amino acids. Gene Ontology annotation, cellular component: mitochondrial inner membrane; nucleus. Gene Ontology annotation, biological process: apoptotic DNA fragmentation. NCBI's taxonomy places the organism in Eukaryota, Metazoa, Chordata, Mammalia, Carnivora, Odobenidae.
GACCCCAAAAGGUAAGGCGCUUCGGGUAAGAUGGCUGCCAAAAGUUUUGCUUCCCGCUUCAGACGCUCCGGGCGCUUUCUGAGUGUCUUCGUGGCGGGAGCUGUGGUGGGCGCCGUGGGAGGCGGGUUCACGGCCGUGCAGUUGCUCCGGAGUCAGGGAGCUGAGGCAGCGUUGGCGGUGAGGGAGCCCGGCGGUUCUGCAGAAAAGGCUCUCUUGGAACAAUUUGGAGUCCCUUUAACUGGAACAGAGACUAGGCAUUACACUAAUCAUGCCUUGUCUUAUGAUCAGUCAAAGCGGGUGCCUAGAUGGGUUCUUGAACAUAUAUCCAAAAGCAAGAUAAUGGGUGAUGCUGACAGAAAACAUUGUAAAUUCAAGCCUGAUCCCAACAUCCCUCCCGCCUUCAGUGCCUUCAAUGAAGACUAUGUUGGGAGUGGGUGGUCGAGAGGACACAUGGCUCCAGCAGGAAAUAACAAAUUUUCAUCUAAAGCCAUGGCUGAAACCUUUUACCUUUCUAAUAUUGUGCCUCAGAAUUUUGAUAAUAAUGCUGGAUAUUGGAACAGAAUGGAAAUGUACUGUCGAGAACUGACGGAGAGGUUUGAAGAUGUUUGGGUAGUAUCUGGACCGUUGACCUUACCUCAGACUGGAAGUGAUGGAAAGAAAACAGUUAGUUACCAGGUGAUCGGUGAGGACAACGUGGCUGUCCCCUCACACCUCUAUAAGGUGAUCCUGGCCCGCAGAAGCCCAGUGUCUACUGAACCUCUGGCACUAGGGGCCUUUGUGGUGCCCAAUGACGCCAUUGGCUUCCAACCGCAGUUAAGUGAAUUCCAAGUGAGCCUUCAGGACCUGGAGAAGUUAUCAGGACUGGUGUUUUUUCCUCAUUUGGAUAGAACUAGUGGUAUCAGGAAUAUCUGCUCUGUGGACACCUGUAAGCUCCUGGAUUUCCAGGAGUUCACUCUGUACCUGAGCACAAGAAAGAUUGAGGGGGCCCGAUCAGUACUCAGACUGGAAAAGGUCAUGGAAAAUUUGAAGAACGCAGGGAUUGAACCAGAUGAUUACUUCAUGAACCGCUAUAAGAAGAAACUAGAAGAACUCAAAGCUAAGGAGCAGUCAGGAAUCCUGGAGAGAAAGCCAUCUUAGUUUUUUUUCUCAGAAGAUGUGUGACAGCAUCUCUAAUGAAGCAGGUGUGUCCUCUUCAGGCUAAUGUGUUCUAGUGGCUUUGCUUUAAAGAAAUGAUGAAAUCCUAAAUUUCAGACUAAAUUUCUCCCCAAAAGGUGAAAGAU